AUGGAUUCAUCUUACUCGACGCCGUUAACUGACCUUAGAUGUAGCAGCUCUCCGCCGCUUCGUCCUCGUCAGCAGCAAAAGAAGGCGCUUCCUGAGAUUGUGUUUGCAACGCCGCAGUCGUGCUGCCAUACUCUUGUUUCCAUGUCCACGAUUGGAGAUGAUGAUAUCGAUUCUAUGUUUGAAUCUCCUGGAACGACGUUUUCACCAAAAAGCUUCAACAGCGAUACAAGGAACAGUAGAGCAAGUGCAAGUAGUGGUGUUGAAACAAUUCUCUUACAACAAGUAGACUUGCCAAAGAAGAAUGGGAAGAGACACACAAGAAGGACCAUUGCUCUUGGGGACGAGGAACGAAAUUCCUCCAUGCCCAUCUUCAAGCCCCAAAGGAGAAAGUCCAUGGAAUACUCUGCUCCGAUGGAAUCUGCAUUAGACGCUAUCUCGUUUGACGUUGUGCCAUCAGAGGCGGGUGACAAGAUUUUGGUGGAUGGAGGUUAUGAGAGUGACGCUCCAGAGAAUUGUGAUGAGGCUUCCACCGUUUCCAUACCGUCUGCAAGUGCGAAAUGGUCUUCUCCUGUGACUACCGAGAGCCUGAAGAAACCAAUGCGAAAGUCGAGCAUUGGUUACAAUCGUCCCCGUUCUCCGUAUCCAUCUUCCGCCCAUUCCAGAUCCACACACUCGAGAAGCAGGACAUGA
This is a messenger RNA of Cylindrotheca closterium, 690 nucleotides long. Lineage: Eukaryota; Bacillariophyta; Bacillariophyceae; Bacillariales; Bacillariaceae. The record is from the annotation of a GenBank genome assembly.